Molecule: messenger RNA, 793 nt
Organism: Caretta caretta (loggerhead turtle)
Lineage: Eukaryota; Metazoa; Chordata; Testudines; Cheloniidae
Product: lymphocyte antigen 6 complex locus protein G6c
Source: RefSeq, a predicted model, not a curated record
CCCUUCGCGCCUCACCCACUGCGUGGGGCCGAUAAGAGCAGAGUAAACUUGGGCGUGUUCAGGGCGAACCCGGUUCCAGACGCGCAGCACCUGGCGCGGGACUGAGGCCACUUCAGGCUCCUGCUUCGCCGGGGACCCAGCGACCGACCCCCCCCCUCCCCGCCCCCCACUGCUCAGGGGGCUGCAGGUGUCCGGCGCCCUCAAUCGCCUGCCCCCCGGCGCCAUGGGCCGGACCCUGCUCCUCGCGGGCACCUGCCUGCUCUGCUGGGCCACCGGGGGGGCGCUGCAGUGCCGUGUGUGUGAGGUGGGGAACCCCUACGAGGGCUGCGUGUGGGGCCAGGGGACGUGCACGGCCCCCCCCGGGGGCGUCUGCUGGAGCCACGUCGCCGCCUUCGGCCCCCUCUUCUCGCUGUCCACCCUGGGCUGCGACCCCCCCGGGGCCCCCCGUGACGCGGCCGGGCUCCUCGACCCCUUCUUCGGCUUCACCUACAACCGCACCUGCUGCAACGAGACCGACCUCUGCAACGCGCCCCCCGCCCUGCCCCCCCGCUGGCCCUGGAGCCGCGCCCCCCACGCCCCCGCGCCCCCCCACGCUGCCCUGCUGGGGACGCUGGUGCUCUGGGCCCUGCACUGAGCCAGAGGCCCCCCGCCCCCCACGACUCCCCCAGCACCCUGCCUUCCCAGGCUCCCCAGGGACCCGACAACGACAAACCGGCCCCCGAGAGACCCUACAAUAACAAACGAGCCUCUGAAGCCCCUGAAUGACCCGACAACGACAAACCGGCCCCCGAGA